AUGGCUCAAUGUAAUGUACUAGAUAAAUUUCGCGACGGCUGUGUGCUAACCUGCGAACCUAAGAACCACAUUAAAGCCGAGAGUACAGGCGUGAGAGCAACAUUUUUCUAUCCGCCUGGAGGCACCUACAAAAGCUACUGGCUUCGAAGCCAGCAUCAUCGCUAUGGAAUUAAAGAGACACAAAAGCAUCUUAUCUAUGAUGGCCAGUGGCGGUAUGGCAAGCGUCACGGCUACGGAACUAUGCGAAACCGCUUGCCAAAUGGCACUGCCGAGCGCAUUUAUGUGGGUGAAUGGCGAGACGACAUGAAGUGGGGGGAGGGCAAGCAAUUUUUUCAUGAUGGCAUCUACUAUGGAUGGUGGGAAAAGAAUAGGCGGCACGGGCUGGGAGUAAUGUGGUAUACCAAUGGCUCAAUUUACAUGGGCGAAUGGGAAGCGGAUGUGAAACAUGGAGUGGGCGUAUUCUUUUAUGAAAAUGGUAAUCUCUAUGAAGGACACUUUGCAAGAGCAUUUAAAAAUGGCGAGGGAACUUUCUACCAUAUGCGCACUGGACAGAUACAGAAGGGUAUGUGGGAGAAUGAUGUGUGUAAGUCGUCUAUGGUUAUCGAUGAGUUCCGUAAUCAGACUGAGAGCCCAACGCCUUAUCCUAUUCCGAAGCUCGGUCUUGAGCAACCAGACAAAUACAUCUGCCAAUUGUUCCAGCAGUAUAUUGCUAACGCGUUUAAGCCAGCAAAGUCAUUCAACGAAUUGAACUGCCUUAGUUUCGCGCACAAAAUGAAGAAAUUCACUAGGUUCGAACCAAGAACAGUUUAUAAUUCAAAAUUUAAAUUUGACGUCACUUGCACUUGCAAUAACAGGGAAAAAUUUAUUCACCUUAGCGAAAAUUGGACUUGA
This is a messenger RNA of Rhagoletis pomonella (apple maggot), 891 nucleotides long. RefSeq names its product MORN repeat-containing protein 3-like. Bases 1 to 891 code for a protein of 296 amino acids. NCBI's taxonomy places the organism in Eukaryota, Metazoa, Arthropoda, Insecta, Diptera, Tephritidae. The record is from RefSeq and is a predicted model, not a curated record. The transcript has 4 exons.